Messenger RNA from Zingiber officinale, 2762 nucleotides. Its product is annotated as ankyrin repeat domain-containing protein 13C-like. The record is from RefSeq and is a predicted model, not a curated record. The coding region runs from base 435 to 2360 and encodes 641 amino acids. Gene Ontology annotation, molecular function: protein binding. Gene Ontology annotation, cellular component: cytoplasm. The transcript is spliced from 3 exons. NCBI's taxonomy places the organism in Eukaryota, Viridiplantae, Streptophyta, Magnoliopsida, Zingiberales, Zingiberaceae.
UUCCUCCUCCUCCACUUCCUCUUCCUCUUCCUCCUCGCCCUUCUUCUUCGGGAAACUUCCGUGGGCAGACCGAUCGCCUCAGAUUCUGAUUCAACAUUUGUUUUUUUUUUCUUUUAUUCUCUCUCUGCGCACCUCCCUCCCUUCCUCCGGCUCAAAUCCCCUCCUAUUUCUUCUCCGGCUGUGGAUCUUUUUGCCGCGAUCAUCGCAGAUCUCCCUUCCCGAAGGAGGCGGGCUGGGUCUUGUUGCUGGAUUCAUGCCCACAUCUGUCGGGGGACUUUUCUUCUUCCCGUCCUUACAGAUCACAGGAGAUUUGGUCGCAUUGCUUGCUCCCGUCGUCCAGUUGUGGUGCUGGAUGUGAUUCUCUCUCUUCGGGAUGGCGCAGUAGAAACCUGCGAAGGCGAGAGGGGAGGAGAUAGAGGGAGGGAAAUUUUAGGAUGGAGGAUCCGUCCUUGUACAGUCACAGUCCGGCCCAUCUUGCUGUAUUACGAAGAGAUCACGUUGCCCUCAAGCGGAUCGUUGCCGAACUCCCUGACCUCCCCAAGGCUGGGGAGGUCACCACUGAGGAGGAAUCCCUUGCUGGUGAACUCACAGCUGACGCAGUCUCUGCGGUCAUUGAUCGCCGCGAUGUUCCCCAUCGGGAGACCCCUCUUCACCUUGCUGUCCGGCUUCGAGAUCCUAUUUCCUCUGAGAUUCUCAUGUCAGCCGGUGCAGAUUGGUCUCUUCAGAAUGAGAAUGGCUGGUCUGCGCUCCAGGAGGCUAUUUGCACCCGUGAAGAUUCUAUUGCCAUGAUUAUUGCUCGGCGCUACCAACCCCUUGCUUGGGCUAAGUGGUGCCGUCGACUCCCUCGCAUUGUUUCAUCCAUUGAACGGAUCCAAGAUUUCUAUAUGGAGAUCACAUUCAACUUUGAGAGCUCAGUGAUCCCAUUUAUUGGGAGGAUUGCACCAUCUGAUACUUAUCGAAUUUGGAAGCGAGGUGCAAAUCUCAGAGCUGACAUGACAUUGGCAGGGUUUGAUGGAUUCCGAAUCCAGCGUGCUGAUCAGACGGUCCUCUUCCUUGGUCAGGGUGCUCCUGCUGAGAAUGGGCAUCCACAGCUGCCUACUGGCUCUCUAAUUGUGCUUGCUCAUAAGGAGAAAGAGAUCACAAAUGCACUUGAAGGAGCUGGAGCCAAGCCCACAGAAAAAGAGGUGGCUCAUGAGGUUGCUUUGAUGUCUAAGACGAAUAUGUUCAGGCCGGGGAUUGACGUAACUCAAGCUGAACUCAUUCCUCAUCUCAGUUGGCGGCGACAUGAGAAAACUGAAAUGGUUGGGAAUUGGAAAACAAAGGUCUAUGAUAUGCUUCAUGUGAUGGUGAGUGUGAAGUCAAGAAGGGUCCCUGGUGCUAUGACCGAUGAGGAGUUAUUCACCAUGGACCAUGAAAGGAGGGUCAAUGGUGCAGAUGUUGAUGGAGAACUCAAUGAGAUAUUAACACCAGAGGAGAGGAUGCAGUUGGAUUCAGCACUUCGGAUGAAUAAUUCUCAGGGUUUUGAUAAAUUGGAAGGAAAUAAUGGGUUACAUGACAAUCUAGUAAAUUCUGAGUCAAGUGGUGUUACCAAGGAGAAGAAAAAUUGGUCAGUAUGGAGUAACAAUAAGACGUCAAAGAAUGAUGGUGCUGAGGAUACAGCUGGCCUAAAAACUAAAAACUCAAAGUUUCCAGAGAAUGGACAUCACAAAACGAAAUUAGCAAAGGAUACAGGAGAUGCUAAGAAGGGGAAAGAAAAAGGCACUAAGAAGAGUGGUCACAACGAAUCUAGCAAACAUGAAAGUGAAUUCAAGAAGGGUUUGAGACCAAUUUUGUGGUUGACUCGUGAUUUCCCUUUGAAAACAGAUGAGCUACUUCCUCUACUUGAUGUCUUAGCUAACAAGGUCAAGGCAGUGAGGAGGCUCAGGGAGCUUUUGACCACAAAGCUGCCUCAAGGCACAUUUCCCGUUAAGUUGGCCAUUCCAAUCGUCCCUACUAUCCGGGUCCUCGUCACCUUCACUAAAUUCAAAGAGCUCCAACAAUCUGAUGAAUUCUCAACCCCCCCUUCAAGCCCUACCCUUCUUCAGGAAAGCAAAGCCAAGGAAACAGAAGAAUCAGAAUCAGAUUCCUGGUAUUCAUGGAUGAGAGGCAACCGAAGUGGGCAGACUAGUGAUAGCAAUGAUGUGCAAAGCUUGAAAGAUGAAAUCGAUCCUUUUCAUAUUCCUUCAGAAUAUACCUGGAUCGAUGCAAAAGAAAAGAAGCGUCGACUGAAGGCCAAGAAGCGAAAGAACAAGCCAGUUGCCAGUAGAAAGCAAUCCUCUAAAAGUUCAGACGAUCACCAGUUGGUGGAUGGUUUCGUAUAACAAAUGGAGUUAUACAUCAGGUAAUUAGGUGAUCUAACAAGGGAUUGCUUAAUAACUACAUGCUUUUGUAGUUCCAGUCUCUGAAUGGCGCUAGUAAAUGGCAGUAUAGCGUACGGCAGCAGUCCUCGAUACGCUCUGCAUUUCUAGUUCGAUAAUGACAGUUAGAAAUCUCUGUCGCAGAAUUUCUCUUCAUAUUUCUAGUUCAUAUUUGUAAGAUGAGCAUUGGUUACAACCCUGAAUUCUCAGGUGCUCAUACAAUCAACCAGUUGUGUUAAUUUCCACAUUAUCGAACUAUGUACUUAUUUUUGUCUAGAGUUUUACUCCAUCUCUGUAUCUUCUUACUGUUGAUUGUAAUUUAAAUAAUUUGUUUUAUUAUGAAAUUUAUUAGCCAUUUCUUGAACA